Rangifer tarandus platyrhynchus (Svalbard reindeer) is the source of this 432-nucleotide messenger RNA. Lineage: Eukaryota; Metazoa; Chordata; Mammalia; Artiodactyla; Cervidae. The record is from the annotation of a GenBank genome assembly.
AUGUCGGGCCGCGGCAAGACCGGCGGCAAGGCCCGCGCCAAGGCCAAGUCGCGCUCUUCGCGAGCGGGCCUCCAGUUUCCCGUGGGCCGCGUGCACCGGCUGCUGCGGAAGGGCCACUACGCCGAGAGGGUGGGCGCCGGCGCGCCGGUCUACUUGGCGGCGGUACUCGAGUACCUCACCGCUGAGAUCCUGGAGCUGGCGGGCAAUGCGGCCCGCGACAACAAGAAGACGCGGAUAAUCCCCCGCCACCUGCAGCUGGCCAUCCGCAACGACGAGGAGCUCAACAAGCUGCUGGGCGGCGUGACGAUCGCCCAGGGAGGCGUCCUGCCCAACAUCCAGGCCGUGCUGCUGCCCAAGAAGACCAGCGCCACCGUGGGGCCGAAGGCGCCCGCGGGCGGCAAGAAGGCCACCCAGGCCUCUCAGGAGUACUGA